This is a messenger RNA of Rhagoletis pomonella (apple maggot), 12947 nucleotides long. It is a transcript of the gene mv, whose product is annotated as lysosomal-trafficking regulator. NCBI's taxonomy places the organism in Eukaryota, Metazoa, Arthropoda, Insecta, Diptera, Tephritidae. The coding region runs from base 138 to 12914 and encodes 4258 amino acids. The record is from RefSeq and is a predicted model, not a curated record. The transcript has 28 exons. Gene Ontology annotation, molecular function: protein binding.
UCACUGAUGCAGUUGGUCACUGAUUAGCACUCUACAGCGGUGUGAACUCAUGCCAAUAAACAUCCGAAGCAAUAUACCUGCAACAAGUCUGAAACGUUAUUCCUUUAUUUCCUGAUUUGAUGUAAUUUUGCCGAAUAAUGCAGCAGGAGGCCAUGGAGGCGGAGGGCUCUACUUAUAUGCUGGUAGAAACAUUGAGUGUUAUUUGGAAAAAUUAUCUUAGUACCGGCGAUGACCGCGAAGCUAAAUUACAUUGGAUGGAAUUGUUUCUGUUUUAUUUUCAAUACGUUGAAGAAGAUGCUUUACAGUCAGAAGUACUUAUAAGUUUGUUAAAUAAUAUUCCAGAAGAAACAACCUCAUAUCUCUUGGAGACAGUGUGCUGCAUCAUAAAUAAGUCUCACUUAUCAAUUUCUUCAUGUACAGCAGAAAGCAAUAGUACUGACCUAGUACAAGAUGAGAUAAGCAAACUCAAAAGCGAUGUGAAUUCCUUUCCGAACAAUAAAAGUUUUACACCGCUCAUACUAAAUGCACCGAGUGACUGGAGUAAAAUAGUUGCCCUUCGCAGCUUUCUUACACACAGUUUGGGUAAACAUUUGCUUCGAUUUUUAUUGCGUGUGGAUACCAAGCUCAUCGCUUCACAAAAAGGCCUUUGCACUUUAUGUAUCAAACUGUUCCCGAAUUGUAAAUGGAACACAGCAGACAUUAAACUAGACUCUUCCCCCUCCAUAUUAACAGUCAUCGCUAAGAUUUCUCCAUUUCAGUGCCCAAACUUGCGAAUUAAUCGUACUACUACAAAUAAAUCACAAUUUGAAUCACUUUCAUCUCAACAAAUUGAGAAGGAACUUGAUGGUUUUAAAAGCAGUAUUGCUAGCAGUGAUGAAAUCGCUUUCUUGGUGAUACAACUAAUGUCAAAGUGCGUUUCAAAUGAAUGUGAGGAUAAUCUUAAUCCCCAAUCAAUAUCAGUGCUUUCAUUAAAUUUUGCAUUGGAAUGCUUAUGUGGCAGUGAUGAGAUGUAUAGCACAGAGCAAAAUGCCUGCAAAAUUAAGUAUGAACUUCUGCAACUUAUAAUACGCUGCAUCAACAAUAUAUUUAAUGCUUCUUCCGGUUUAACCGCUGUACAAUUUCAAAACGUAUUCUCAAAGUUAGCCACCAUCUUACAAAAACAUGCUAUAGAAGUCGUAAACCCAAAGUCUGGAAAUUUUGCCGAUAGCAGAGAGUCCGCUUCAAAUAAUUUUAACAUUGAAUUUCUAAGUGCGACCAACUAUGUACUGUUUUACAUCCUCCAAAAUAUCAUAAGUCACCUACACAAAUUGAAAAGACCGUAUCAUGAUUUGGGUAGCAAAAGCAGCUUGAAUGAUUUUAAGUUCGUUGAUGAGAAUGUGAUUGAUGUAAGCAUUGAAACAUUCCAAAAUGUGUUACAGAACCUAAACACCAAUACUGAUGGAGAUGCCGAAGCGUCAGUGCUCCUUAUGCUGACCUUCAAAGCACUUAUUAAAAUAAUAGAUCAGCUUUUCAAGAAUGAUCAACUCGUUAUGAACAAUUCUAUUCACCCAAUCGGUGGUCACGCACGCAGAAGGCGCCACCUUUUUCGGCAGGUACAUUGCUGGUCGUCACAAGCACCAACAUUAAGCUGCUUCUUUCAAGGCACUUUACUAAAUUUGCUCUCUAAAAUCUCUGUAGAUAUGCAAGAGUACGCUGUACGUUAUUUAUUACGUAUUGGUAUUUGCUGCUGCCACUACACAAUAAAUACCUAUGCCACAUGCUUGGAUAUAGUUCUAGCUUUAGCUCCGAAAUAUCAAAAUUACAUUUAUAAAUUUUUGCAUCGUAAAAUACUCUGCACUAUUUUUUCUCAUGGUGGUCUCAAUAAACAUCAAGCAGAAAACUGUGCUAAAUGUGAUACAAAAUUAAAAUCGCCAGAGUUUCGAAAGGAAGUUUUGCAGCUCUACAAACAACUUCAUGAAAAACUCGUUAAUGGUAAUGAAGAAAUCUGCAAUAAAUUGACUGCACUUCAACUUUUGCUAAAGCAUUUAAAAUGCAUAUCAGAUACUUUGAACAGCGACAUUGCUGCAGGUAUUCUGGCCGAACUUAUUUUACCCGCGUUCCGUAAAUUUAAAUCGGAUAUACUGAAAAGCCGAAAUUCGAACAAAGCACCAUCGAAUGAAAAACUACCGCAAUCCAUGAACAGAAACUCACCUAUCACUGCGUCAGCCGAUAAAAACGAUGAAACACCAGAUGCCACAUUGAUUUGUUUCGGUAUUGUACAAGAUUGUUUGAAUAUUUUCGUUGCCUAUUUGGAAAUAGAUAUACGUUUAAUAAAAGCUUUCUACAACGAAGAAAAUAUAUCACAUUUAGAGGAUUUGUUUGGCGAACCGACACUAGUUCAUAGCAUAUGCGACCUCAUUAAAAUCGGCAUCGAUAAUAUGGCAUUUUUGGGGGAAAGCAGUAAAGAACAAACUGUGUUAAGCCAACGUCUCAUUAUGCUGCUAUUGAAAAGUGGUAGAGAGCACGCUUUGCAGUUCAAUGCACUACUCGACUAUUCAAAUAAUUCAGCUGCUAGCAAAGAUAAGAAGGCAGAAGAACCAGACAUAUCACGUGCGCCCGAUAUUUUGUAUGCUGCCGCCUUACAGUGGUCAUUUACAUAUGAGCUAUUCCAAACAAGUCAGUGCUUCUUUAACGCCUUUUCGGCGAUAUAUAAUUUAAAUAAAAAUCAAGGUAUGCCCAUUGACCACGAUGAUUCAAACCCGCAACGUACAAGUGAACCGGAUUGCUCACCAAAUGCACUUUGUAACGACAAGGGGAUUGACGACAUUUUGACGCUAAACUAUAAUGCAUUGUGCACUUUUUUGCAACUUUCACAACGAAAAUCUACGAUUGCCUCUAAACCCACACGCCCACAUUAUCACAUCAAUACAUCAACAUCGCCCCCAAUACAAAGCACAAUGUACACAGUAGACCCCGAAGCCAUUAAAGAAGACUGUUGUUUGUCAAGUUCACUGGAAACUUUGCUCUCAAGCAUUGAGGUAGAUGCGAUGCAACAAACGGUAGACUCAGUUAGUUUAUCGAUUGCAUCGAAUGCGGCAACAAUUGCCGGUGUAAACGCUUCAUCGUUACAUGGCAUCCAACGCUUGCCGAAGGGUGAUAGCACUUCUCAAAUAAGCUUGCAUUUAUCUACAGAAGCUUUCAAUUUAUCAUUUUUGGAUACAUUAAAACACCAUAAAUCAAUUCACUUUGAAGAUUUGUAUGCAACUGAGACGGAGAUUGGGGAUUACAUUGUAAUUUACGACGUUCGCAACCAGGUCAGUUCACAUGCUGUUCACAAUUCAGCAUUAUCCAUAACAACAGCGACGUUAAACGCUUCCAGUGUCGGCACACUAGCCAACACAACUGUGUGGAACUGUGCCGCUGAUGCGCUUUCAACAUCAACGGUGGUAGUUGGGCCGGAAACUCGCGCAGCGGUACUAAAUAUUGGGACAAGUAUAAUCGGGAAAUUAUUUAGUGUCAUAGGUUCGAUUUUUGGUGGUGCUAGUUAUGCAAAUUCAGUAAGCGAUUUAAAUAACAGUACAAAAGAAGAGUGCCUAGGUGAAGGCAUCGAUCCGAUACUUAUUUGCUUAUUAGAAUCAAGUAGCGAUAGCAAAAGGUAUCUUCUACGAUUAUUCGAAGCAACAUUGGCAAUAGCAAUUAAAGGUUUUAAACAAGAAGGAGCAGAAGCGAUGGAUAGGCAUUUAUUGAAACUGAAAUCAGUGAUAUUGAAAAGUGCUAUAUCCAACUGGAGUCAAACGCACACAGAGGAGCGUACGCGCGAAAACGCCGUGGUAAAAGCUUUGCACAGCCUCCUAAGAAUAGCAGAGCAAUACUCUACCAGCAAAGCCCUUGCAGAUUUCAAUGAAAGCACCGACCUUGAUAAUACCGCCAGUGAGGAUGCGGCUUUACAAUCGACUCUCCGUCCGCGUGCGCGAUCUUUUACCAGUACAAAAACCCAUGGCAAAAACAGCAACGCGACCACACCACGUACGCCUGUGCCAAAGAGGCCGAUCUCCGGCGAAAGUUGCGAUGCAGAUUAUUUUUCCACGCGAAUGUCAGUAUUCUGUGAGAGUGAAAUGGAGCUCAGCGAGAAUGAGCACGAUGACAACUAUAUAACGGCGGACGAGGGCUACGAAGCUGAUGGCGAGAUACCUGAAAUAUCUGAAUCUGAAACUGAGUUGGAUAAGGCAGAAUUUUGGAAUUCAUUUCAACCAAGUUCUCGUUAUCGUACACAUCUGCUACACGAUGGUCUUUGUCAGUUGGUAGUUGAAAUUCUUAUUGAGCUGUCAGAAAGAUGCAUCCACAAUCCGGUGGGUUGGAGUGACUGUUUGGUGCAACUGGCAAAUCGUCUAUUCGUAAUUCGUGCUCAUAUAGGAGAUUCACUAUUUUUACUGCGUGGCUUUGCGCCAGUUUUGAAGUGCGGCGAUCCACGCCUGAGAGAACUUCAACAAGCCUUGCUAGAGUUAAUUAUGGACAUAAACACUCCUGAAGUUAUCUGCACAUAUUUUAAUAUCUUAUCCGCCAAAAAUCCGCCUGUGGAUCUUCUAAUAAGAUAUCUGAAUCAUAAAUGUGGCAGUAAACUGAAAAAGCCUCAACCCAUGGUCGAAUUGGAAUUCCCUAUGGCGAUCGAUGGCAAAUGCACUUCAACGAGCGAUCAACGUUUAACAAUGGAAAUCGAUCGCAUUCGAAAUCAACAUAUAAAUGCGCAAGCCACGACACCAUUGUCUCGUACUCCUUGUAUCAUACCUAUAACCCAUGCCAGACUGUGGGGCAAUGACGGUUUCACACUUUCGUUUUGGCUGCAACUGAAAGGAACAAAUAUUAACAAACCCUCAUCUUUAAUUGCAGAGGAUGACCAGCGCAGUUCUCUCGAAAACAAUCUGAAAACACACAUUGUUUCCAUAGGCACCAACCAAGUAAUGUUAAGUGUUUAUGUUGAUAGCAAUAUGAAGUUAGUUUUCGAGACAAGCAAGCCGAAUGCCGAGAUCCAAACGCAAGCUCAAUCGCCGUCAGAGCCAGCAAACGGGAAUAUGGAAGAGAAAAAUCAAUCCUCAGCAAAAGAUGCUGUUACUGAUUCAAAAACUCCUACUCCUUUGGUUAGGCCUACAAGUGCAUCCACAAGUCCAUCCACUCUGCGAGUUGCUUUGAAACAGACUAAGCUUGUGAUUCUUAACAGCUUUAAUAACAUGCAUCUUUUCAAAUAUCAUAACCACCAUCAUUCGUAUGAGAAUUCUUCUGUUGAGCUGAAAUUAUUUCGAUGUACACGGAAUAGCUGGACACAUGUCGCAUUUGGAGUAUGUGCUCAUCAAGAUCAUUUAGAGCUAACAGUUUACAUUGACGGUGUGGAAGAAGAUGUUAUAAAUUUACAUUUCCGAAAUAUCCGAAGUUCCAUAAAAAGUCACGCCUUCCAAAUAAUAUGCCUUGGAGACAGCGCAUAUUCAGUUAUAAGUUCCAAUGGCUUGGGUGAUAACACAGAAUCGCAACGGUUGAACUCUGAGGGAUACCCAAUACCCUUUAGCAUAUCUAACUUAAUGCUAUUCAGUAACAAAUUUGCAGCAUGGGAAACCAUAGCCAACUUGACGGCAAUGGGACCGGACUUUUCAGAGCUUGCUCCACUUCAAGUUAACUCCUGGCAGCCGAAUUAUGGAUUUGUAAAUUUAAGUAAACUGAAAAAAGCCAAUUUUGGUAGUGUUGCGGAAUCAAUUAAACUGUUGUACGAAGCUCGUAUGCUAUCCUAUACAGCAGAGUCUCCAGAUAUUGUGAUGGGCUAUAACAAUGAAUCAAAAGACGGAGGCGUAGUCAGUGCUGAAGCGAUGGAUAAGCAUUUAUUGAAACUGAAAUCAGUGAUAUUGAAAAGUGCUAUAUCCAACUGGAGUCAAACGCACACAGAGGAGCGUACGCGCGAAAACGCCGUGGUAAAAGCUUUGCACAGCCUCCUAAGAAUAGCAGAGCAAUACUCUACCAGCAAAGCCCUUGCAGAUUUCAAUGAAAGCAACGACCUUGAUAAUACCGCCAGUGAGGAUGCGGCUUUACAAUCGCCUCUCCGUCCGCGUGCGCGAUCUUUUACCAGUACAAAAACCCAUGGCAAAAACAGCAACGCGACCACACCACGUACGCCUGUGCCAAAGAGGCCGAUCUCCGGCGAAAGUUGCGAUGCAGAUUAUUUUUCCACGCGAAUGUCAGUAUUCUGUGAGAGUGAAAUGGAGCUCAGCGAGAAUGAGCACGAUGACAACUAUAUAACGGCGGACGAGGGCUACGAAGCUGAUGGCGAGAUACCUGAAAUAUCUGAAUCUGAAACUGAGUUGGAUAAGGCAGAAUUUUGGAAUUCAUUUCAACCAAGUUCUCGUUAUCGUACACAUCUGCUACACGAUGGUCUUUGUCAGUUGGUAGUUGAAAUUCUUAUUGAGCUGUCAGAAAGAUGCAUCCACAAUCCGGUGGGUUGGAGUGACUGUUUGGUGCAACUGGCAAAUCGUCUAUUCGUAAUUCGAGCUCAUAUAGGAGACUCACUAUUUUUACUGCGUGGCUUUGCACCAGUUUUGAAGUGCGGCGAUCCACGCCUGAGAGAACUUCAACAAGCCUUGCUAGAGUUAAUUGUGGACAUAAACACUCCGGAAGUUAUCUGCACAUAUUUUAAUAUCUUAUCCGCCAAAAAUCCGCCUGUGGAUCUUCUAAUAAGAUAUCUGAAUCAUAAAUGUGACAGUAAACUGAAAAAGCCUCAACCUAUGGUCGAAUUGGAAUUCCCUAUGACGAUCGAUGGCAAAUGCACUUCCACGAGCGAUCAACGUUUAACAAUGGAAAUCGAUCGCAUUCGAAAUCAACAUAUAAAUGCGCAAGCCACGACACCAUUGUCUCGUACUCCUUGUAUCAUACCUAUAACCCAUGCCAGACUGUGGGGCAAUGACGGUUUCACACUUUCGUUUUGGCUGCAACUGAAAGGAACAAAUAUUAACAAAUCCUCGUCUUUAAUUGCAGAGGAUGACCAGCGCAGUUCUCUCGAAAACAAUCUGAAAACACACAUUGUUUCCAUAGGCACCAACCAAGUAAUGUUAAGUGUUUAUGUUGAUAGCAAUAUGAAAUUAGUUUUCGAGACAAGCAAGCCGAAUGCCGAGAUCCAAACGCAAGCUCAAUCGCCGUCAGAGAUAGCAAACGGGAAUAUGGAAGAGAAAAAUCAAUCCUCAGCAAAAGAUGCUGUUACUGAUUCAAAAACUCCUACUCCUUUGGUUAGGCCCACAACAUGGGAAACCAUAGCCAACUUGACGGCAAUGGGACCGGACUUUUCAGAGCUUGCUCCACUUCAAGUUAACUCCUGGCAGCCGAAUUAUGGAUUUGUAAAUUUAAGUAAACUGAAAAAAGCCAAUUUUGGUAGUGUUGCGGAAUCAAUUAAACUGUUGUACGAAGCUCGUAUGCUAUGCUAUACAGCAGAGUCUCCAGAUAUUGUGAUGGGCUAUAACAAUGAAUCAAAAGACGGAGGCGUUGUCAGUGAUGCCUGCUCACAACCCAUAAUCAAUAAAAGAGGCGAAAUAUUGGAGAUUAGUGAAAACACUAGCGCCAUUGUCGUAUAUCCGCAGCUGAUCAUAUCAAUAUUACAUCGUUAUUCAGAUUGGCAUCGUUCUGGAGUGGAACACUCCGAAGUACUGGACAUGUUAUUCCUAAGUAUUUUGGCGUUGACCAGCGAAAAACAUCCACAUCGAGAUUUAAAUUUAUAUCAAUUGAGUGAAGCUGGUCUACUCAAGGAGCUACUCAAUUUAUGCAAAGUUUAUGUGAUUGAAUCACCAAAUCCGGUGUACAUAUCGGCAAGUGCAGCUGAAUCAUUUGUGGCCAUAUUGUCAGUUUUUGCUGGUUCGCCACCAUCCACAUCGCUAAUGGAUGAAAUAAUGAAAUUGGCCUUACUUCUGCAAAAGCCCAGUGAAUGUUACAUCACACAUGAUAGAUCGAAAUUCUAUUUUCUCUUAACAUCACAGCCGCCAGUUAGAGAAAAAUUAUCAACGGUGUCCAGCUUUAAUCGAGUCGCAACGCCAUUUCGACGUAGAUCUAAACGAGAGCGACCUGGCAUCGCAGUCCCUAUUGCAGUACCGACACCAGAUGCGAAUACAAAUGCGAAGCAAAAUGAGAAAAUUAAGCGUUUACGGCGUUUGCAUAUAUCAGCCGCCAGCUCACCUUUCAGACGCAAUUUGCUUGAGCUCGAAGAUAAUUUGGAAAAUGUCGCUGACUGUGGCAGAUUAAACAAGAAAGCUUUACGCUUACUAAGCCCGUUAGAUAUCGAGAAUUGGCGUACAAGAUUCAAACACAGUUCGAAUUGGAAUAUGCCGGCGAGUCCAGUAAAGAAAUUACAUACUUCGAAUAAUACUGAGAAAUAUUUAUCUGUAUCACCAUGGUCUCCAAACAAAAUUAGUCAUAAACGCUUAAGAUAUGCUUGUUUUAGUCAAAGUGUAAACAUGGAUAAUCCCAAGGUUAAAAAACGUGAAAAACACUUGGGGACAACGUCAAUUACUAGCAUUGAUUUUGUUAGUUCGGAUAAGGAAAUCCUCGCCAGGCAUAAUUUAGGCCUAUCUUCAGUGCCAGUCACUUCACAACAACGUCGAAGUAGACUACUGGUAAAAACUGAUUUCUAUAAUUGGCAUGGCAUUAUAGCCUUACAGGAGGGACUGCUAACGUUGUUGAAAAAUUUUCUUUGUCUCUUGCCGGAUAACGCAGUGGAAGAGGUUUUAAAGCACUACGUUAAAGUGGAUAUCAUUUUAGUGUUAUCCAAUAAUGGGAGCUGUGCUGUGCGUACCGCCAUAAUUAAAUUAUUAGCGGUACUUUUGAAGCGUCUACAACAAAGUGACAUAGUUGCGCAUGUGAAAAGCUUAUAUCCCCAGCACUUGGCAAAUCAAAUGUCUUUAUAUGCAACUGAUAUGCAGAUGUUUGAAGCUUGUUUGGAAUGGGUUACUGGCACAUAUAAUAGUUCGUCAACAGUUCUGAGCUCCGACAUGACUUUGCACCUGGUUGACCGUUUCGGAAUCAAUGCUCUUUUGUCAAUUGUAAUAAAUAUGGCUAACAAUCAAAAUAGCCAUAAGGCAAAGGCCUUCAAAAUUCUCAACAAAAUGUUUAACACUGACACAGAACAGCAGCAACUUUUGAUUGAUGCCGGUUUGCUGCUUUGUUGCACUAAAUCGCUUUUCAAUCUAUAUUUAGGCUCAAACGUUGUAGAUUCUUUGUUAGAAGAAUCGAUACUGGCGCUUUUAACGAAAAUAGGAGAGAAGUCGUUGAAAUCAGUUGGUCUCAUCAAGGUUGUUUGGGAUAUUUUAAACAUGCUUACAUUCCUACACGAAGGUGCAAGUGCCGUGGUUAUCAAAAAUUUACGUUCUGCGCAAGCGCGCUUACAAUUAAAGUGGAUAAGCAUGUUUUUUGAGCCUGCAAAUGAACCAACCACUUUUAAAGUUAUUGUGCUGCCGAACUCUACGUUGUCUAUUAACGAGACUAAAGAGAGACUGCGCUUACUCAUAGAUCGUUGUGCCCAGUUUUUCACCAUUUGUGAUACUAAUUACACGUCUAGUGCUGCGGAGAUAGAACUUUUCCAACUAAUUGUUUCAUAUAGCAUUUCCACGAGCCAGCGUUGUAACAAUUUUAUAGCUUGGGGUCUGCAGCCAUCACGGCCGCGCGAACUGCGUGCUUUCAUUGUUGAUGCGCUCUGGAGUUCUUGCCAAUCCGAAUUAUUGCCGCCAGUUGUUUGCGAUGGAAAGAUAAUUAAAUCGUUUCUGUGGUUGUGUCUGCUCGAAGAUUUGGAAAAACCUUUGAGAAAUUUAGAGCGUCUAUGCAAACUAUUAGGUAUCAAUGAGCAUGAUUCGACAUGGAAUUUGGAAAAUGAACUGGAGCGUAUUGAGCUCAAUCGUAGUGCGGUUGCAGCGGAACAAAAGGCAAAAUUAGAAGAGACCGUUUUCCGGCUAGAACCGCUUGCUGUGAGUUGCAUUGAAUCGUCUAUGUUAACUACAAGGCGCGUUGCGGAGUUGCAGAACUCUGAACGCAAACUAUUAAUGUAUCAAUUAAAAGACUAUGAUGACGCCAGCAUUUACACAAGGUGGUUGGGAGUUGUACGGCGAAUGACACACGAAGGUGCGCCAUGGCACUCCGCAGAACGUUCGGAAAACUCUUGGGAAUUAGACGACACUGAAGGUCCAUCCAGGGUCCAUACGCGCCUGCGCCGAUGCCAUUUGGAUAUCGAUAAACGCUUCUUUAUGGAAGACUAUUACACUACGGAGCUGCGUAACAAUGAUAUUCCAUUGAAUUCGAGUACCUCUAGUAUAGCAGAAUAUGUACGACCAUUAGAAUAUCUUCUGUCCAGCUAUGACCAACAGCUCAAUAUUUCGCUCAACUCUCAAAUAUUGUAUAACUUUCCUGCCAAAUUCUUACCAGUAGAUGGCGAAAUAGAUGGUGAGAUUAUUAUAACCGAUCAUAAACUAUAUUUUAUGGCUACAUAUCGAUGCAAGUACUUCUACAUUAACUGUGAUAUCUCGAGUAUAAGUGAAAUUUGGCUUAAACGCUAUCAGCAUCAGGAAAAAGCUUUUGAAAUAUUUUUAGAUACAAAUCAAUCUCUAUUUUUCUCACUACAAAAUCAAGAAGAUUAUAAAAUUAUGUACGAUGUGUUUUGCGAUAAGAUCGUCACACAUCCCGACCAAGCAAAAAUUCUCGUAAUCACACAACAAUGGCGCGAAGGUUUAUUGACCAAUUGGGAAUACUUAAUGACACUUAAUCAAAUUGCUGGACGGACUUAUAAUGAUCUCAUGCAAUAUCCCAUAUUUCCAUGGAUAAUAUCAAAUUAUAUAUCCGACAUAUUGGAUUUGACUGACACAUCGAAUUUCCGUAAGUUGGAGAAACCUGUUGCUGUCCAGCACGAAGAGAAUGAACAACAUUACAUCAACAACUAUACGUACAUUAACAAUACGAUGACUAACAUGGGCUCCAUGACGCUGAAGCCGUAUCAUUAUAGCUCGCACUAUUCAAACUCUGGCACGGUGCUGCAUUUCCUCGUGCGCGUACCUCCUUUUACGAGUUAUUUCCUGAGAUACCAAGACAAUAAUUUCGAUUUACCCGAUCGAACAUUUCACUCUCUCAAUACCACCUGGAACCUGGCAAGUCGAGAUAGUCCUACUGAUGUUAAGGAGCUUAUACCAGAAUUUUUCUGUUUGCCAGAAAUGUUUGAAAAUUUCGAAAGAUUUAAUUUUGGUUGUCGACAAAAUGGCGAACGUGUGGAAGAUGUACAGCUGCCGCCCUGGUGUCUUCGUGAUGCUCGCCUAUUCGUACUCAUACAUCGGCAAGCAUUAGAAGCAGAGCUGGCUCGUAACCAACUGCAUCAUUGGAUCGAUUUAAUAUUUGGUUAUAAACAGUCGGGUGAAAAUGCAAUUGAAGCCAUUAAUGUUUUUCAUCCAGCGACAUAUCCAUCAUUCUUGGCAUCCAUUACCUCGGACCCAAUAGAACGGAAAGCUGUAGAAACCAUGAUAAAAACUUAUGGACAAAUGCCUAGGCAGCUUUUCAAAAAUCCUCAUCCGCAGACAAAAUCAUUGAACUAUUGUCUUGGCGCUAAGGAUGUGCUGCCAACCGUACGAGGUCUGCGUUGGGGUGUCUAUCUGGGAUCGCCACAGCUGCAUGCGCCAACGCUUGGUAAUAUUUACAAGAUUCCUGGCGCUGAAUAUUUGGUUUCAUUCAACAACACGAAUGUUGUCUAUGGUCUACCAACAAAAUCUUGUAUCAUGCAAGGUGCUGAAGUAGAUACAUUCAAUGUUAUAUCGUGGGAUUAUGAGGAUCACAUUGUUCGUAUCCAGCCACUAAAUAAGUUAAAUACCAAACCGAAAAACAUUCUGCGCAGCAACAUUAUCGACGAUAUUACUGCAUGUGGUGCCGAUCCCAAUUCAAAUCAACUUUGGUUCGGGCACAAGUCUGGCCGUAUAAGUAUAUAUAAAUGCAGCACCACAGACAUGAACAACCGAAUAGUGAAAAGUCGUCAGAAUUACAUUCGCGGUCUUCGGCGUUCCUACAAUUCGGCAUUUCGCAAACUAACCACUAAAAGUUAUGCAGAGGAAGGAGAUACCAGCCAUACGACACCACUAUUGUGUUCCACAAUGGGAACAACGUCCGAUGGACUACAACGGGAUAGUGCCGAUCUGACAUGGAAUGGGCCCGCAAUUCUGCUGCGACACACCGAUGAGGUGACGAGUAUACGUUUAUCGGUUGAAUUCAAAAUAGCGGUUUCUGCAGGGCGUGACGGAAUCGCCGUUAUUUGGGAUCUGAAUAAUUGGAACUACAUACGCACAAUCGAUAGACCUGCGGAGAUUCAUCAAUCGCCAAUAACAGUAAUUACUAUCAGCCCCACGUUGGGGGAUAUUGUUACUGUGCACACUACACCUCAGCAGUUGGCACCAAAACUGAUGCCAGAGCGCCAAACUAAAACAGUGAACGGUAAUGAUGAUGUCUCACAGCAUAAAAGUGAUGAGCGCACAACUUCACCGACAGUACCGGAUGAAUGUUUCGAGGUGACUGAAGAAAGUCUGGACGAUUUCGUGAAUGUGUCGAUAAAUCCAAAUGGAAAAUCAAUAUUGCGAUUGCACACGGUUAAUGCUCGUUAUGUCCAGCAUAUUGUACAUGAGGACCGUAUAUUGGCAGCCACAUAUUCUUAUAUCAAAGAGGGUGUUGGUGUUAAUGUCAUUGCUACGGCGGUGGAAGGAGGUACGAUACGUUUAUGGUCUAGCUGGAAUUUGAGUUUCGUUAGUGAGAUUGUCACAGGCAUAUCAAAUAUAAAAAGCAUUGUAUACUCAACACAUCAGCAUCUGGUGGCGCUAACAAAAGAUUCACACAUACAAGUGUGGGAAACUGAGGGACUUUAUGGGAAUUCGCCAAAAUUUCCACAAAUAGCAUAUAAGUAAUAAAGUGGUGGGGUAUACAAAAUAAUAAUUUCA